This is a messenger RNA of Seriola dumerili (greater amberjack), 2036 nucleotides long. It is a transcript of the gene f9b, whose product is annotated as coagulation factor IX-like. Gene Ontology annotation, biological process: proteolysis. The transcript is spliced from 8 exons. Gene Ontology annotation, molecular function: serine-type endopeptidase activity; calcium ion binding. The coding region runs from base 214 to 1893 and encodes 559 amino acids. The record is from RefSeq and is a predicted model, not a curated record. NCBI's taxonomy places the organism in Eukaryota, Metazoa, Chordata, Actinopteri, Carangiformes, Carangidae. Gene Ontology annotation, cellular component: extracellular region.
ACACACACACACACACACACACACACAUACACACACAUACACACACACACACACACACACACAAACACACACACACAGACACACUCUGUGGCCUGCCAGGUGAGUAAACAGUGAGCUGCUGUACUUUGGAGUGGUGGCUCAGUCUUUCCAGCACCAAGUUCAGGCUUUGGCUCUACUGCCAAAAGCAGACAGAAAAAUACUACCAACGACAAGAUGGCUAGAGGUUAUUCAUUGGCCCUGAUUGCUGGUUUACUGCUGGAGGUGUAUGGACUGACAGCUGAAAUCACAGAGGAGAACACAGGAGCUGUGUUUGUGUCUCAGCGAGCGGCACACGCCAUGCUGCAUCGCCAGCGCAGGUACAACAGUGGCAAACUCGAGGAAGUGCUUCACAAAGACAAUCUGGAACGGGAGUGUAUUGAGGAAAUCUGCUCAUUCGAGGAGGCCAGGGAGGUGUUUGAGAACGAUGAGAAAACUAUGGAUUUCUGGGCCCGCUACAUCGAUGGCGACCAGUGUAAGCCACCCCCCUGCCAGAAUGGAGGUGAGUGUGAAGAUGGAAUCGGCACUUAUGUUUGCUGGUGCAAACCAAACUUCAGUGGCAAGAACUGUGAGAUUGAGGUGACCAAGCUGUGUUCGCACAACAAUGGUGGAUGCUCUCAUUUCUGUAUGAUGCAGGUGGAGCGACCUGUGUGCCAGUGUGCGGCUGGCUACAGGCUUGGGGCAGACAAGAAGAGCUGCGAACCAACAACACCAUUCAGCUGCGGUCAGGUGACCCUCAGUUCCUCAUCCAUGACCAGGUCCAUCCUGCACCUGCGGUCAUCAAACACGACAGAAGGCUCUGAAAGAAGCUUCAAUUUCACCGGCGCUCUGUGGGAUGACUACUAUGAUUACAAUAUAACACAGAUGAUUGACGAUUACGUCGACCUCCCUGCGAAUGAUUUGGACCCAUUCAACAUCUCGGCGGCCUCUGCAGUAGACAUACGCUCAAUGAAGUCGGAUUCAAGCUCCUCUAUAAAUCCAGCCGAGGAUGCCCUGAGCAGCCCCGAGGCGAGCAGUGUCACUGAAACGCCCACGGAGAAAAAGCAGGUGCUCUCCUGGGGUUUACCCACACUCCCCACCAUCACAGCGGAAGAAAACACUGACCAGAGGAUUGUGGGAGGCAAUGAAGCCAAGCCUGGAGAGAUACCUUGGCAGGUGACCCUGAUGUCUCACUCAGAAUCGCUUGGGAGAGCAGAGUCCUUUUGUGGAGGAUCUCUGCUCAGUGAAUUAUGGGUCAUCACUGCUGCCCACUGUCUGGUGCAGGCUAAUGGCUUAAGAGAAGGUUUCUUCAUCAGAAUCGGUGAACACGAUUUGAAUAAGGAGGAUGGUCCAGAGCGAGACCAUAUGGUGGCAGAGCGGCAUAUCCACCCCAAGUAUAAUUAUCAGAAGUCACAGUAUAACCAUGAUAUUGCACUGCUGAAGCUCACCACUCCAGUGGAGCUGUCCAACCAACGGCGUCCCAUCUGCCUGGGCCCCAAACACUUUACAGAGAACAUACUGAGGGAGUCCAGCGGCCUGGUGAGCGGCUGGGGACACAUCAAGUUCCAGGGCCUCGGGGCCACCAAGCUUCAGAAGCUGGAAGUCCCGUACGUGGAUCGCACCAAGUGUGGGCAGAGCAGCCGGGACCACAUCACACCCUUCAUGUUCUGCGCUGGCUUCUCAGAUUUAAAGAAGGAUUCCUGUCAGGGGGACAGCGGGGGUCCGCAUGCCACCAAUUACAAAGGCAUUUGGUUCCUGACAGGUAUUGUCAGCUGGGGGGAGGAGUGCGCCAAGGAGGGGAAGUAUGGCAUCUACACUCGAGUCUCGCGGUACUACCCAUGGAUCAGUCAGACAACAGGGAUUCAAAUUAGACGCUAACAAAUAGUCACACAAAGAACACAGCUGUCCGACAAGAAAACAACUGACCUUUUUCUGAGAAAGUGAAAGUUUUUCUUCUACUGAGACGAAGUGUUAUGGUUAAUUUGGACUUUUCAACUUUCCAAUAAAAUAUAAUGAAAAUA